GUGUAGCCGGGAGGAUUCGUCGAUUUGCCGGAGAGCCAUGGAGCCCGACGUGAUCCGCAUGUACUCCUCGUCUCCGCCUCCGAUGGAGGACGGCGCGGAGGAAGAGGACAACGAGUUCGGGGACUUCGGCACCUUCUCCGCCGUCCCGAACAGCAUCAGCUUCACGGAGUUCGACACCCCGACCACGUUCAACCAGACCCAGGCUUUGACCGCCACGUCCCCACCAGAGGUCCUCGUCAACAGACUCAGCCGCGGCCCGUCCAACGGGACCCGCGUCCCGAACAACGAGCUGUCCAAGGCUAACGGCGUUGUGCCGGCGAGCCACCGGGGCGGCAGCGCCCCCCCAGAGAGAACUGAGGGGAAAAAGGUCGUCUCCGGCUCUCGGGGUUUCUCCGUGAGCGACCCGGUCCGCGCGGAGGACUGCAACGGCGGAGCCGCAGAGGUGCUAACGAACGGGUUUGCAACCUCUGACGUUCAGGGAAGCCCGUCCUCGCAGAAUUCUGUCCACUCGCACAUAAAAGGGACGUCCACCGAGGACACGGGCAGCAUCCCCGAGGACGAUUUCGCGGACUUUGCUGCUUUUUCCAAUGCUGAAGGACAUGUGGGCCAGACGGCAAACGAGGACUUGUACGAUCCCACGGGGGGCAGCUGGCUGGCGGUGAGCGAGGACUGUAACAUAGGACAGGGAACGACUCCAGAGGACAAUGUCAGGGACGCGAACAGAACUGGACCCAACGAGUCCGGCUCUGAUUCCAUAUCUGUCCCGGCUGCCGACUCUCGACAAAGGGACGUAGCCUUUGCACAGGCGAGAUCAGCCUCGGAGGACAUAUGCACUUACAGGCCGCUUGCUCUGAACGGGGCGGACGGAGACGACGGACCCGACGGGGACAACGGGGACAACGGGGACGAGUCCAAAGACGACUCCAAAGACGCGGAGGACUACAGUGAAAAAGACCUCUCGUCGCCCGAGGCCGUGGGACAGUCGGACGAGAAGGGCUCCGGCAACGAGACCGAGACGGAAACAGAGACCUCGUUGGGCCGGCCCCUGUCGACGGACGCUCUGGAGGAGUUUGGCGACAUGAGCACCACCGGGUCGGUGCCCUCGCCGCUCCCCCAGGGGGAGACGGCCACGCCCGCCGACCACAGCCAGCUGGCGGAGGACGACGAGGACGAAGACUUCGGGGACUUCGGGGACGCCGGCUCGUUCGGCGCUCCGGGCUUCGCGGACUUCGACCGGCUGGACGUCCAGAGCCGGCCGGACAGCCCCGCUCCGCCGCAGGAGGACGUCGCCAAGGAGGAAGACGACUUCGGCGACUUUAACUUCCCGAAACGCCGCGCUGGCGACGACGACGGGGGGGACGAGGGCGAGUUCGCGGACUUCCCCGUCAGCGACAGUUUUGGGAAUUUCAGCUCGGCGGCUGAGGGCGCAGGCGGCGAGGCGGGUGCAGGGUGGAGCGCCUUCGGGGAGCAGCAGGCGAAGGACGGCGAGUCCUGGGCGGCGUUCGGCACGGAGCAGAGCGUGGCUGCUCCGCCAGAGGGCCGAGAGGAGGAGCAGGAGGAGGUAGAGGAGGAGGAGUGGCAUCAAAGUGAACAUCCUGCAGUCAGCGAGGAAACCAGCACGACAGACAGACAGUCGGUAAGAACCGCUCCGGCUGCAGA
Messenger RNA from Etheostoma cragini (Arkansas darter), 1659 nucleotides. Its product is annotated as aftiphilin-like. Gene Ontology annotation, cellular component: AP-1 adaptor complex; trans-Golgi network membrane. The annotation marks the transcript as partial. Gene Ontology annotation, biological process: intracellular transport. NCBI's taxonomy places the organism in Eukaryota, Metazoa, Chordata, Actinopteri, Perciformes, Percidae. The record is from RefSeq and is a predicted model, not a curated record. Gene Ontology annotation, molecular function: clathrin binding. The transcript has 2 exons.